AUGACUGCCAAUACCCCCAUCUUGUACAUACUUGAUUUCAACGUCGGCAACGAGACAGACGAUCCAGAGGACCCAUUCGCUGCCGGCCGUGUAGCAGUCGGAUCAUCCAAGGGCGGCCAACUUAAGACUCUCAUCGACCAUGAGCGCAAACCAGAUGGCAUAGACGUCCUACUAGAAGAUGGCGGCCAUAUCAUCUGGACCCAGAUGGGCCACCCUGACAAGAACGAUGGCAUGGUUCAGUCUUCUGAUCUCAGCGGAAAAAAUGUCAAGGACUUGUUCAAGGAUGGCGAGAUACACACGCCGAAGCAAGUCAUCGUUGACCGCACCAAUCAUAAGCUAUAUGUGUGCGAUCGGGAAGGUCUUCGCGUACAUCGCUCUAACCUUGAUGGGAGCGGGAAGGAGGUUCUGGUCAAAUGCGGUGACUGGCGGAAUAUGCAAGAUGUAGGCGAUAAGACGCUGCAUUGUGUCGGGAUUGCUGUCGAUACGAAGCAUGGCAAGUUCUACUGGACGCAGAAAGGGCCUAGCAAAGGCUUCCAAGGCCGUAUCUUCCGCGCUAACAUAGAGAUGCCGGCGGGUAAGACUGCAGAGACCCGCGACGACAUCGAGUUGCUCUUCGACAAUCUACCCGAGCCCAUUGAUCUUGAGAUCGACAGCGAUACACAGACGCUUUACUGGACAGACCGAGGCGACCCUCCGAAAGGCAACACCAUCAACAAGGCCGACAUCUCCAAGUCUAUUAAAGCGAACGAGAAGCGUGACGACUACUCAAUACUCGCACGGCAUCUGCAGGAAGCCAUCGGCAUUAAGGUGGACGAUAGGAACAAGCACAUAUAUGCCACCGAUUUGGGAGGCUUGGCAUAUCGGUAUGAUAUGGAUGGCAGCAAUUGUGUUGAGCUCUUCAAACAGCAAGGCUCGUAUACCGGCAUCGCGCUUGCGCAUCUUGAACCCGAGAGGGCGAAGGAGCUCUACGGUAUCGCUUGA
Anthostomella pinea is the source of this 981-nucleotide messenger RNA. The record is from the annotation of a GenBank genome assembly. NCBI's taxonomy places the organism in Eukaryota, Fungi, Ascomycota, Sordariomycetes, Xylariales, Xylariaceae.